CGCAAUUUCUUCAAAUAAAAUGAAGAUUCAAAUAGACCAAUUGACUUCUUCAACUCAAAGCCUUGAAGACUCGGACUAUGUUGGUGCUGUCGUAGUCUUCUUGUGCACAAUAACUUUAGUUAUUUGGCAACCUGGGGGCAUGGGAAUUGGCUGGAGUGCUCUAGGUGGUGCAGCUCUGGCUCUGUUUACGGGAGUUACUGUUCCCAAAAAUAUUGUUACCAUUUUCUCCAUCAUAUGGGACGCAACACUUACCUUUGUAUCGUUGAUAGUUAUAUCUUUAUUGUUGGAUGAGUGUGGGUUCUUUCACUGGACUGCGAUUCUACUAGCAAAAGCAGCUCGUGGGAAGGUCGUAAUCCUAUUUCCGUUGUUAAUAUUGCUAGGAGCUUUUGUAUCUGCUUUUUUUGCCAAUGACGGCACUGCACUGAUACUUACUCCGAUAGUUCUUAAAAUUCUCAACUCUCUUAAUAUGGAAUAUUCCGAGAGAAGAGCUUUCAUAAUGUCUGUUGGUUUCAUUGCCGAUACUUCUAGCCUUCCUUUGAUGAUAUCCAAUCUAGUUAAUAUUGUUAGUUCAAGUUACUUUUCGCUAUCAUUUGGUACUUAUGCAAAAGUGAUGAUUUUUGUGGAUAUUAUUUCUGUAUUGGCUUCAUUAAUAGCUCUAUGGGUAUACUUCUUCCGUGACUUGCCAAAAUCAUAUGAUGCAGACAUUCUCCCUUCGCCUUUAGCAGUAGUUGUUGAUAGGGUUGUUUUCUAUUUGGUAUUCCCCGUUUUAUUCUUGUUAUUAAUAGCAGACUUUGUUACAACAUUGUAUGGUGUUCCCGUUGGGGCAAUUACUGCAUUUGGUGCAGUAAUACUAUUAUUAGCUGCCCUUAGAGUGUACAACAAAUUUCAAGGACGUGUUAUUCCAGUCCUAAAAGUAUUAAGAAAUGCACCAUGGCAUGUAGUUCUUUUCAGUAUUGGAAUGUAUUUAGUGGUUUAUGGAUUACGAAACGCAGGUGUGACGUAUCAGAUUUCGCGCUUUCUUUCCAUUUUAUCAUCACAUGGAAUAAUUGUAUCCAGUUUAGGGACAGGUUUCUUAUCUGCAAUAGUUUCUGCAAUCAUGAACAACCUUCCCAGUGUACUCAUUGUGGCAAUAUCCAUUCAACAGAGCAAUCAAGCCAAUGUUCAUCCUACAAGUUAUCGCGGAAUGAUUUAUGCCAACGUUGUAGGAUGUGACCUGGGUCCAAAGUUCACACCUAUUGGGAGCUUAGCAACUCUUUUAUGGCUGCACGUGUUGGCACAAAAUGAUUUAUAUAUAUCUUGGUGGGACUAUUGUCGUGUUGGAUUUGUACUGACUAUUCCCGUAUUGACCGUUACGUUGGUUUCUCUUGGAGGGUGGUUGUUAGUUAUCAAAUAACAAUAGUUUGGAACGGAGCAUUCGAAGUAGCAAGUUUUCUCAUAUUUCAAAUGUAUUUGAUAUUGACUGGGAGGAUCCUGCUUUGUUCGUUGUCUCAUUGUUGGAGUGUAUUUUUUUACUUGGUACAACUUGAAUUUUUCUAUACGUGAAAAAAUGAAAAAGAACUAGACUAGUAUUUGUAUAUUUUUAUAUACGACAAUAAAAAGACGUGAUUAUGGCUUUUAGUCAUUGAAGAUUCCUCAUAGGAUGACUCUUGGACUAGAAAAAAAAAAUUUUUUUCGUCCAACUUUUUUGGUUUGGCUGUUUAUAUUUACUUGCCCAAAACGUAAUAGUUGAAUGUGUACGAAGGCCAACGUAUCUCACAAGCUCUCUCGAACAGCGUCGUCCCACGUUUCACCACUGCAGUUCGUUUUACGUUGCUCCUUUAUCAGGCCUCACGCGAUCUCGAACAUCUAAUGAUAAAGUAGAUUUAGCCUUCGCUGAGUCUACUUUACCAGAGCAACAGCCAACGGAGGGCGCGUUCUCCACGAGAGCCAAUGAGAAUUGAACCUCAGAAUCACAUCCUCCUCAUUACGCGUCGCUCCCACUUGGGCCACAGCUACCCGUUACAGCAGCCAGCGAAAGAAGGAGCAGUUUUUCUUUAUUUGU
Molecule: messenger RNA, 2041 nt
Organism: Galdieria sulphuraria
Lineage: Eukaryota; Rhodophyta; Bangiophyceae; Galdieriales; Galdieriaceae
Product: arsenite efflux protein, ArsB family
Exons: 1
Coding region: 20-1393 (457 amino acids)
Biological process (GO): arsenite transport
Cellular component (GO): membrane
Molecular function (GO): arsenite transmembrane transporter activity
Source: RefSeq, a predicted model, not a curated record